Dioscorea cayenensis subsp. rotundata (Guinea yam) is the source of this 1872-nucleotide messenger RNA. Its product is annotated as SNF1-related protein kinase catalytic subunit alpha KIN10-like. The transcript is spliced from 11 exons. NCBI's taxonomy places the organism in Eukaryota, Viridiplantae, Streptophyta, Magnoliopsida, Dioscoreales, Dioscoreaceae. Gene Ontology annotation, molecular function: protein serine/threonine kinase activity; ATP binding. The record is from RefSeq and is a predicted model, not a curated record. The coding region runs from base 139 to 1563 and encodes 474 amino acids. Gene Ontology annotation, biological process: intracellular signal transduction; protein phosphorylation. Gene Ontology annotation, cellular component: cytoplasm.
AAAAAUUCCUCUUUCUUUCAUAUUCUUAUGCUCAUCAUCUUGUUGAUUUCUCUUCUUUUCUACAAUUUCAUAGAGUAAAGCAAUCCCCUUUGCUUUCCUCUUCUCCCCCAAGCACUUCAUCACUUCAAAAGUUUCUAAAUGGAUAGACCUGCAAAAAAGAAGAAAAGCUCACAAGUGCUUAUGCCACAGUAUUACUUGGAGAGGACUCUUGGUAUUGGAUCAUUUGGUAAAGUGAAACUUGCUAGGCAUGUUUCAACUGGGCUCAAAGUUGCCAUUAAGAUACUCAAUCUCCAAAAGUUAAGUGCAUCAGAUGCAGAGAAAGUUAGGCGAGAGGUUAAAAUUUUAGCAGCAUUUUCCCAUCCUCACAUCGUUCGGCUGUAUGAGGUUAUAGAGAUAAGGUCUAAAGUUUAUGUUGUAAUGGAGUAUAUGGAUUCUGGAGAUUUAUUUUGCUAUAUCACAGUAAGGGGUCGGCUCAAGGAGGAUGAGGCUCGCAUUAUCUUUCAGCAGAUAAUAUGUGGUGUUGAAUUUUGCCACCUUAAUAUGGUGGCUCAUAGGGACCUCAAGCCGGAGAAUCUGCUCUUGGAUUGCAAUGGCACUGUUAAGUUGGCAGACUUCGGCCUCAGCAAUACAAUGACUGAUGGUCAUUUUCUGAAGACAACAUGCGGAAGCCCGGAAUAUGCUGCCCCUGAGAUCAUCUCAAAGCAAUUCUAUGCUGGCUCUGACGUCGAUGUUUGGAGUUGUGGUGUUGUUCUAUACGCACUUCUUUGUGGAAGGCUUCCUUUUGAAGCUGAAAAUCUCUCUUAUUUGUGCACAAAGAUAAAGAGUGGAAUUUACACUCUUCCUGCUCAUUUAUCACUUGAGGCAAAAGAUUUGAUUUCUCGCAUCCUUGUUGUUGAUCCCAUCACAAGAAUUACCAUUCCGGAGAUCCGUCAACAUCCAUGGUUCCGUUUGCACCUCCCGUGGUUUCUAUCUGUGCGUGCUGAAGAAAUUAAGGAAAGAUCAAAACUGAUUAACAAAGAUACUUUUGAAGAGGUGGUUGGCUUGGGAUUCAGCCACAGCCUUUUGAUGGAAUCUCUUAAGAACAGGUUGCAGAAUGAGGCAACGGUGACUUAUUAUUUGCUUUUGGAUAGGAGGCUUCGGUCCUGUAAUGCAUGUAUUCGUUAUGGAUUCAACAGUGAGAAGGAAUUCAAGACCGCAAAUACCUCCUUGCAGCAACAAACUUACAUAGAAAAUGUGGGAGUUUCUCCAAGAUCAAAUGUGCCUUAUCAAACUACCUGGACAGUUGGACUUCAGACUCUAACUCAUCCUCAUGAGUUAAUGCUUGAUGCUUUGAGUGUUCUCCGGCGUCUAAAUGUGUCUUGGAAAAGGAUCGGCAGUUACAAUAUGAAAUGCAGAUGGCUGCCUCCAGAGCGAAAAGUUUCACUAGAUAUGAAUCACAUCCCAUUCGAGGCGACAAUUAGUGAUACUGGUGUUGAAUUAAAAUCACAGAAUGCUGUCAAAUUUGAAAUGCAGCUAUAUGAUCUAACAGCUUUACAAGGGUCCCGAGAACCGAUACCUCCUUGACUUGCAGAGAGUCAGCGGCCCGCCGCUACUUUUCCUUGAAAUAUGUGCAAAAUUUCUUUCUCAAAUUCGAGUUUUGUAAUGCUCUUCCAAUGCUCUUAAAAAUUGACUUCUCUGCCUCAUAUGGCUAGCUUGACAUUGUUUGCCAACAGAACCAAUAUAUAUUAUAUAUAUAGCAAACAAUUUUUAGUAUCACUGUUCUUGUAAAUUUGCUUUGAAAUCUCAUGUCUGGAAAUCUAUGUAUUCACACAGUUAGAUUGUUUCUAAUGGAAUACUUGUCCAAUAAAGCAGGGAAUGAAGGUACUUUUGAAA